AUGCGAAUUCGUUACGUGAAUGCGCAGUAUCCUGGCAGCAACCACGAUGAUCAUAUUUGGAACGUAAGCAGCGCGCGAAAUUUUUUUGAAAAUAAACACCUAAACGGCGAACGAAACAUUUGGCUUUUGGGAGACGCUGGAUAUGCUCUAGAGCCAUGGUCAAUGACACCUUUUCGUUCACCUACAACAGGAAGCGCCGAAGGAAACUACAAUAAAAUACAUGCAAAAGCCAGAAAUACUAUAGAAAGGACCAUAGGUGUAUUUAAGAACCGAUUCAGAUGCCUUCUGGGUGCUCUUUUCGCACUAAUUACAAUUGAAAAUCUGUUUUGUAUAGAGAGCCGAUUACUAUGCGACCGACACAAACAAACCGCGGCAAUGACGCUUUAUUAUGAACCCAUGAAGGUUUGCCAAAUAGUGAACGUUGCCGCAGCAUUGCACAAUAUUUGUAUCAAUUAUCGCGUGGUUGAUGAUUUUUCAAAAAAUGUUGAAGAAAACCAUUUUAAUCAAACGUAUGAACCUUCUCCUUCAACAUAUACUGAUGCAGCUAUCCGGAUAAGGGAAUCUAUAUCUUCAACAUUAACACGACUAUAA
Molecule: messenger RNA, 591 nt
Organism: Anastrepha ludens (Mexican fruit fly)
Lineage: Eukaryota; Metazoa; Arthropoda; Insecta; Diptera; Tephritidae
Product: putative nuclease HARBI1
Exons: 3
Coding region: 1-591 (196 amino acids)
Source: RefSeq, a predicted model, not a curated record